Messenger RNA from Sphaeramia orbicularis (orbiculate cardinalfish), 650 nucleotides. It is a transcript of the gene gphb5, whose product is annotated as glycoprotein hormone subunit beta 5. Gene Ontology annotation, molecular function: hormone activity. Gene Ontology annotation, cellular component: extracellular region; cytoplasm. The record is from RefSeq and is a predicted model, not a curated record. Lineage: Eukaryota; Metazoa; Chordata; Actinopteri; Kurtiformes; Apogonidae. The coding region runs from base 119 to 532 and encodes 137 amino acids. The transcript has 3 exons. Gene Ontology annotation, biological process: regulation of thyroid hormone receptor signaling pathway; G protein-coupled receptor signaling pathway.
UCUGAGCACAAGAACCUGGGACCUGGAUCCACAGGUCUGAGGCUUUUACUCUGAAAACACCACCUUCUACCUGAACUGUUGGAUUGUUCUCAGUCUCAGUUUUUAUCUCCAGGAUAAGAUGAGUCUGAAGACCAGGACGACACAAUGGUGUGGAUGGAUGCUCCUCCUCCUCCUCUGGGCGUCUCCAUCCCCAGACUCCCCUCCCUGGGUGGAGGCCGUCAACCUGCGGCGUUUCAUUGGCUGCGCCGUCCGAGAGUUCACCUUCCUGGCCAGGAAGCCGGGCUGCGGGGGCGUGCACAUCACCACCGACGCCUGCUGGGGGCGCUGUGAGACCUGGGAGAAGCCCAUCCUGGACCCGCCCUUCAUCGAGUCCUACCAGAGGGUCUGCACCUACAACCAGACCCGCCUGGUGACGGUGAAGCUGCCCAACUGCCAGCCCCACGUCGACCCCUCCUACACCUACCCCGUGGCCCUCAGGUGUGACUGCGGGGUGUGUCAGACCAGCACCACUGAAUGCAUAACCUCUGUUUAACACCUCCACAUUGACUUCCACCCAUCACCCUUUCCUCUUCAACAUUCACUCCAAAAACUUUAUAUUCACUCAGAUUCAGUGUUUUCUACUCAAUAAACAGAUUUUCUCUGCUUUGGCA